GAUGUUGUCGACACCGAUGCCAUUUGUCAUUUGUCAUUUGUCAUUUUGAGCGACUUUCGCCUGAAAGUUCUGUAUAUGAAAAUUUCUUUCUGUUCAGAGAUAUCAGCAAUAUUUUAGCUUAGUUUUAGCUAGAAAUAAGUCUUCACUUGUUAUAGUAACGACAGACAUGAAGCCGCUCAUUCUCAAUGGCCAUGAGCGUACCAUAACGCAAAUAAAAUAUAACCGAGAAGGAGACCUACUCUUUUCCGCCUCGAAAGAUAACAAACCCAAUGUUUGGUAUUCUCUCAACGGGGAAAGGUUAGGAACCUUCAAUGGGCAUCAGGGGGCUGUCUGGUGCAUUGAUGUGGAUUGGACAACCACCAAAUUUAUGUCGGGUGGUGGUGACAACAGUUGUAAAAUUUGGGACUGUGCAACGGGCAAAGAAACUGGCAAUAUUGUCACUCAGUCCCCAGUCAGAAGCUGCCUGUUCAGUUACUCAGCUAACAUGGCUGUGUACACAACUGACAAAGCAAUGAAGCAACCGUGCGAAAUCUUUAUAAUUGAUGUCCGUACUAUUGAUGACAGCUUCUCAAAGCAAGAACCAAUUUUGAGAAUUCCCAUCAGCGGCUCAAGAGUCUCCUCGAUAUUAUGGGACAACUUAGAUGAAACCUUAAUAUCUGGGCAUGAAAAUGGGGAGAUUAUCCAAUGGGAUUUGAAGACCGGCAAGAAACUCAACAGCAUUACGGAACAUAGCCAGUUAAUUAAUGAUAUGCAGUGGAACAAGGACUGUACGAUGUUUAUAACUGCGUCCAAGGACCACACGGCCAAGCUAUUUGAUGCUCAAAAGCUCAUGUUGUUAAAAACAUAUAAAACCGAACGUCCAGUAAACUCAGCAGCCAUAAGUCCAAUAGCUGAGCACGUAGUAUUGGGUGGAGGGCAGGAAGCUAUGGAAGUAACCACCACUAGUACACGAGCUGGCAAAUUCGACUCCAGGUUUUUCCAUUUGGUGUUUGAGGAGGAAUUUGGUCGGGUUAAAGGCCACUUUGGUCCGAUUAACAGCGUGGCCUUCCAUCCGGAUGGCAAAUCGUACGCUUCAGGAGGAGAAGAUGGUUAUGUUAGGGUGCACAAUUUAGAUUCGUCAUACUUUGAUUAUAACUUCGAUUACUAAAGCGACUAACAUAAUUUGAAUAAUAUUCUAAUAAACUUUUUUGUAACAGUAACUAGA
Messenger RNA from Dendroctonus ponderosae (mountain pine beetle), 1204 nucleotides. It is a transcript of the gene eIF3i, whose product is annotated as eukaryotic translation initiation factor 3 subunit I. The coding region runs from base 167 to 1147 and encodes 326 amino acids. The record is from RefSeq and is a predicted model, not a curated record. The transcript is spliced from 4 exons. Gene Ontology annotation, cellular component: cytoplasm; eukaryotic translation initiation factor 3 complex, eIF3m. Gene Ontology annotation, molecular function: protein binding; RNA binding; translation initiation factor activity. Gene Ontology annotation, biological process: cytoplasmic translational initiation. NCBI's taxonomy places the organism in Eukaryota, Metazoa, Arthropoda, Insecta, Coleoptera, Curculionidae.